This is a messenger RNA of Medicago truncatula (barrel medic), 2705 nucleotides long. Its product is annotated as QWRF motif-containing protein 2. Gene Ontology annotation, cellular component: cytoplasm; nuclear microtubule. NCBI's taxonomy places the organism in Eukaryota, Viridiplantae, Streptophyta, Magnoliopsida, Fabales, Fabaceae. The record is from RefSeq and is a predicted model, not a curated record. The transcript is spliced from 6 exons. Gene Ontology annotation, biological process: spindle assembly. Gene Ontology annotation, molecular function: microtubule binding. Bases 433 to 2298 code for a protein of 621 amino acids.
UCGAUAACUUGUUGACCCCUAGAAAAAGAAAGAAGAACUGAAGUCACGGCGAGUGCAUUAAUUCUCAUCAACAACGCGCGUACGUGUGUACAAUUUUGACAUCACUCUUUCUGGUACCUCACCUUCCACCUUCACAUUUUCGGUGUUAAUUUUUCUCAAAUCCAAAACCACAAUCACGCUGCGUGUGACUCUCUCACACUAAUACGAACUACAGUUACACUCUUCUCUUCACACCAUAACAACGUAACGGUCAAAUUUUCGCUCUCAUUUUUCAACCUCUUCAUUAAUUCAUACCGAAAAAAUCACGCUCGCAAAUUUUUCUCUGCUACAUUACUCUCCACGUUAAAUUUCUAGGGUUGGUAAUGUUUCUAGCGUGAUGAGUGAUGAAUUUCGUUUCGUACAUUUCGUAUUAGAUUUUUGAAAGAAAAGAAAAUGGUUACUGCGAUUUCAACAACCACGACGACGAAAAACACGAAGAGAGCACCAACACCAACGAGGCCACCGUUGUUACCUUCUGAAUCGGACAAUGCAAUUGUACGAAAACCGAAAGCGCGAGAAGUUACUUCUCGUUACAUGUAUUCAUCUUCUUCUUCUUCGUCGUUUUCGUCGCCGCCGAGAAGAACUAACUCGCCGUUGGUGAAUAGAACGGUGAAUUCGACGAAACAGAAAUCGACGCCGUCAGUUACUCCGGCGGCGUUCGUGAAGCGAUCUCAGUCGACGGAGCGGCAGAGGCAACGUCAAGGAACUCCUCGGCCGAACGGUGAGACUCCGGUUGCUCAGAAAAUGUUGUUUACUUCGGCGAGGAGUUUAUCUGUUUCGUUUCAGGGAGAAUCGUUUUCGAUCCCGGUGAGUAAAGCGAAACCGCCAUCGGCGACGGUGACGCAGAGUUUGAGGAGAAGUACGCCGGAGAGGAGGAAGGUUCCGGCGACGGUCACAACACCGACAAUUGGAAGAGGAAGAGUGAACGGAAAUUCUGAUCAAACAGAAAAUUCGAUUUCUAGGUCAGGGGAUCAGCACCGAUGGCCGGCGAAAUCACAACAGAAUCAAGCGAAUUUCAUGAAUAGAAGCUUGGAUUGUGGUGUUUUGUUGAGAAGUUCGAACGGAUUUGGAAGCAAUGUGGUUAGGUCAUUGCGGAAUUCGUUAUUGGAUCCUCGAGUUUCUCACGAUGGUGCUACAUUGAGAUCAGAAAGCAACAAAAAUGGUGGAUCUGAGCCGGUAAUUGAACCUGAACUUGUUCCUUCUGAUAAUGAAAGUGUUACUUCUGGGAGUUCUUCUGGAGUACUGGAUUAUGGAGGUGGAAAACCGCAACGAUCAGCUCGAGCGAUUGUUGUUCCGGCGAGGUUCUUGCAAGAGGCUACUAAUCCAUCUUCGAGAAAUGGUGGAAUUGGAAACAGAUCAACCGUUCCUCCGAAGCUUUUGGUGCCGAAAAAAUCAGUGUUCGAUAGUCCUGCAUCGUCUCCACGAGGAAUUGUGAAUAAUCGGUUGCAAGGUUCGCCAAUUCGUUCUGCAGUUCGUCCUGCUUCUCCAAGUAAGCUAGGGACGCCAUCACCGAGGUCCCCUUCGCGUGGUGUGAGUCCUUGCCGUGGAAGAAACGGUGUUGCUAGUAGUUUGAGUAGUAGAUUUGUUAAUGAGCCUUCUGUUUUGAGUUUUGCUGUUGAUGUUCCGAGGGGGAAAAUUGGAGAGAACAGGGUAAUUGAUGCGCAUUCAUUGAGACUCCUACAUAACAGGCUCAUGCAAUGGCGUUUUGUGAACGCUAGAGCAGAUGCUUCCCUCUCUGUGCAGACAUUGAAUUCUGAGAAAAGCCUCUAUGCUGCUUGGGUAGCUACAUCGAAACUACGUGAAUCUGUUGUCGCCAAAAGAAUAAUGUUACAGUUGCUGAAGCAACAUUUAAAGCUAAUAUCCAUCCUGAAUGAGCAAAUGAUCUAUUUGGAAGACUGGGCUAUUCUGGAUCGGGUGUACUCUGGUUCCCUCUCAGGAGCGACUGAAGCGCUAAAGGCCAGCACCCUACGCCUUCCUGUUUUUGGUGGCGCCAAGAUAGAUCUACUGAAUUUAAAGGAGGCUAUUUGUUCUGCAAUGGAUGUGAUGCAGGCCAUGGCAUCCUCCAUAUGCCUACUGUUACCAAAGGUUGUAAAUGUAAAGUCACUGGUAGUUGAAGUUGUCAAUAUAAGUGCAAAGGAGCGUUGUUUACUUGAUGAGUGCCAAGAUCUUUUGUCAAUUAUUAGAACUAUGCAGGUCAGAGAGAGUAGCCUGAUAUCGCAUAGUAUACAGAUGAAAUGCUUACCUAGAAGUCAGCAAUGAAAUUGACAAGUAAAUAACUAUAUUGUCUGACCUGUCCUUUUUUGGGUGCUAACAUCAUGAGUAUAACAUAGGAGUGGUUAGUUAGUUUGGUGCUGAAUUCAAUCCAUGAAACGGUCUUGAUUGAUUAGCAUAGUGAGGAUUGCAGAGUGUGAAGAUUGGAAUUUGUCGUUCUUCAAAUGGAAGUUUGCAUACAGUUUUUUUGUUUUUUGUCCUUAUAUCCAUCCUUUAAUGGUCAUAUGAUGUAUAUAAACUGUCUAGCUUUUUACAUGUUAAUUGAUUUUUUUGGUUGUAUUUAUUAGGUAUUAUUAAUUAGAGAAAUAUCAUGUCUAACACGUAUUUGUACAUGGUUUAGAUUAGAUACAAUGUUUUUUCCCCUCUCAGUUACAUGAAAAAGUUACCAAGUUGUA